AUGGGCCUGCAAGAGAUUUUCACGUUGACAAGACUGGAACUGCAAGGGAUACAUGCAGUUCGCUGGCUCUCGCGAGGCGAUGCCGUGCUGAGGCUUAUCGCCGUGCUGCCUGCUCUCAUCGUGAUGCUGAAGGAGUGGGAUGAAACCCUGUACGCGCUCGUGACAAGCUACAGGUUUCAAUUCCUCCUGUUCUUCAUUGCUGACGUGCUGGAGCAGCUCAACAUCCUCAACCGGGCUUUCCAGCACAAGGAGCUGGAUUAUGCCAGCGUCAGUGCGCAGAUCAGGCGCACAACCUCCCACAUCGAGAGCCGCUAUGUCGACUGCGGCGACGACUUCGGUGCUGGCUUGAGCGAGAGGUUGUCUCCUUUCCUCGCGCGUCAUGGGCCUGGAUGUAACAAGGAGGUGAUUGCUGAGGGUGUGGACUCCGACAGGCGCCCCACACGCUUCAAAUUCAAGCUGCAUGAGGACGCCCUGGAGGAGUUCGAGGGUCCCGCAAAUCACGAUGGCUGCGUGGACGUGUGCACCCAGUUCGCGGAGAAGAUCGUCCACGAGCUGGAAUCGCGGCUUGGCGACCUGGAGGGAAUGUCAGGGGCGAAGCUGUUCACCCCUGAUGAGUGGCCACUGGAACGUGGAGAGAGGAAUAUGAGAUGCCUCCAGUGGCUGGGGUCCCUCGUCACACUGUUCAAGGCCGACGAUUGUGACGAAAUUCUGCCAGGUAAGCACCCGAACUGGGAGGAGAUCGUGGGGAUCUGGAGGAGCUACAAGAAGCGCAAGCCCCACAACAACGCUCCUAUCACUGGAGGGAAGCAACAGAACAGGUCGGGCAAGGAGCCUGUGGAAGAGGAGGUGGUCGUAGUCGACCUAGGAGAUGAUGAUGCAUGUGAUAGCGAUGAUGGACUCAAUGAUUAG
Messenger RNA from Closterium sp. Naga37s-1, 909 nucleotides. The record is from the annotation of a GenBank genome assembly. NCBI's taxonomy places the organism in Eukaryota, Viridiplantae, Streptophyta, Zygnematophyceae, Desmidiales, Closteriaceae.